Molecule: messenger RNA, 3820 nt
Organism: Rattus norvegicus (Norway rat)
Lineage: Eukaryota; Metazoa; Chordata; Mammalia; Rodentia; Muridae
Source: RefSeq, a predicted model, not a curated record
GAUGGACUUCCCCAGCACCCUGCGUCCUUCGUUGUUUAUGGCCGGUCCUCUUGGCAUGACUGAUGGCCCCGACUUGUCCUUCAUGUGCAGCUGGAGAGAUGCACUGACCCUGCCAGGGGCCCAGCCACAGAACUGCAGGGUGAGGAUGGAAGUGGGGUCCUUUCCUUGGUCUCUUCUUCAUUCACUUAUCGGAGAAAGAGGUCCCAGCAGAUGCUAGUGCUGUGCACCGGCCGCCCUACUAUCCAGACAGAAUCUCUCAAUAGAGGCUGUAGCUCCUCUUUCCUUGCUCCCUCUCCCUGGGUUCAGCAAAUGUUUAUUAGCCAGUGUCUCUGUGUUAGGGUCCUUACAGGCCCAAGAGCCCACCAUGAGGAGGUCAGGCAAACCCACCCAAGGGACUGCCAGUUAUGGUGGGAGACAGUACGCCGAUGGGCAGACCCUGUGUAGUGUGGCCUUGGCUCUACUAGAUCAUGAAAUGGCAGGGGAAGGGGACAGGAUUUCUGCUCUUGGGAAGGCCAUCUUCAGCUGCCUUGUAUUGAGUACGUAGAGGGGAGCAGGUCAAAGAGAGGGUAUUGGGGGAGGGGAGUUCUUGGUCCUUGGGACAAGGGAGACUUGUUGGUACCUACUUGGAACCCAUUGAAUGACAGGACUCAGAGGAAGUGGCUGAGAAAAUUGGAGCUCAUUGCGUUCUGGGUGGGACAGUCAAGAUAUAGGUGCUUCCUUUGAAAGCUGCUAUGAAUGGAGUUUAGAAUACAGGCUCUGGAGUUGGUUGCCUGGGUUCAAGUCUAUGCCUGUUUUUAGUUGACUGUCACCUAGGGCAAGUGACAGCAGCCUCACCCUUCGGGUUCUACAUUAGCACAGUGACUAGCUUUUUAGAUUUGUCACGACGACUGAGUUGGUUAAGGGCAGGGAGCGCAUACUUGCCAUGUUAUUGCUGCCCUGUAUCCCUAGGACCAGACAUCGUCCUUUGCCAAGAACCUGCUGUGGGAGCCAUCGACACCAGGACCCCUGCCCCUGGUGCCUCCUGGCCCUGAUCCCUGGGACCCUGGUCUGGCAGCUCAGGACUUCCUCUUCCGGGGAGGUCACUACUACCAGUACCAGUCUCGAGUUGUGCUGGAUGUCACUGAGCAGGUAAACGGUCUCUGGGUGGGACUGUUUCUCACAGCCUGAGCUAUGCUGACUCACACAGCCAUUCCCCACAGCUCAGCCGCUUCCUGUGGGACCAUGGGGAUAUAGCCUUUGCACCCCUGGGGAAACUCAUGCUGGAGAACUUCAGAUUGGAGGGGAACCGGGUGUCCCUGGGCUUCCCUCAGCCGCCGGCUACGUCGAUUCUCUAUCCUGGGGGGUCCCGUCCUAAGCAGGUCCGUGUCAUUGCUCAUGGGGAGGUUGCUGCAUGAAGAGCUGGCCACGAGGUGGGAGCAGUUGCUGAUGGAUGAGGCCUUCACCGGGGGUGCUUUGGCCUGGCUGCCUGGAAGGACAGCACGGGCCGGGCAGCUGGUCUACCCUAGUGGAGGUGCCUUGGACAAGCUGUAUUUCCAGGAGGUCAGUGUGAAUUCAGGUGGCAACCCUCGGGUCCUUGAGGACCCUGGGCACAUCCAGCUGCGGGGACCUGUACGGCAGGUGGUGACUAGCACUGUCCAGGGAGAAACGCUUCUGGCCGUCCGCUCUGACUACCACUGUGCUGUGUGGAAGAUUGAUAAGCAGGAGCCACCAGCACCCCUGCAGGUGCUACAGGUGGAGAAGGGAGCCACUGGUAUUAGCCUCAGCCCUCACCUGUCAGGAGAGCUGGCCAUCUGCAGCCGUUCUGGAACUGUGUGUCUGUGGACCCCACAAGAUGGACUGCAGACAAUCUACAAGGACCCUGAGACGCUUGCCUUCCGUGAUCCGUCUCCCUGGCGCUGGGCAGACUUUACUGCCCAUCCCCGGGUGCUGACUGUGGGGGACCGCACGGGUGUGAAAAUGGUUGAUAUUCAGGGCCCGCCGGGCUGUGGGCUGCUGCUGUUCUGUGCUGGAGCAGAAGCUGCCUGCCAGAAAGGAGAACGGGUGUUGCUUGCCCAGUACCUCGGGCAGCCGGGUCCUGCCUCUACGUCUCUACAUCUCAUCUGCACCCAGUUCUCGAUCUACCUGAUGGAUGAGCGCCUCCCCCUGGUGCCAAUGCUUAAGUGGGACCAUGGCCUGCCAUCUGCACCCCUGCUUGCCCGCCUGCUACCCCCAGCUAGUCCUGGCUAUCCCCGGCCCCUGCUACUGGGGGGCCAGGGUGGACAGGUUCAGCUGCUUCACAUAGCAGGAGAGGGGACUUCCAUUCCCCAGCUGGCAGGACCUCCUCAGUCUCUGCCCUCCAUCACCGACUCCCUCUCUGCCUUUCCCCUGCUGGAACCCAAGAGGCAGCAGCAGCUGCAGGAACGUCUGGAGGCGCCGGUCAUAGGUCUGGCCGCUGCCCCGCCCUGUGCCUCUGCGCCAGGCCUGUUGCUCUUCCAGCUCUCAGCAGCUGGGGACGUCUUCUACCAGCACCUGCGCAUCCAGCAAACCUCCAGCCUCAGAGAGCCUGAUCACCCAGCACCAGAACGGCCUGCAUCCAGGGCGGCAGCACCUCCAGUGGACCAGGGAUCCACACCCUCUUGGACCUCUCGGGCCAGUGCCCGUUGCAGCCGCUGGUUGGAGGCGCUGAUGGAGUUGUCCCCCACUAAUCCAGUGUGGGCUGCCCCCACCUUCUCCCACCGCCGUUUUCUGGGCCACAUGGAGCGGCAGAAGAGCCAGGAGACCCUGGCACAGAAGCUCCAAGCAGCCAUGGCCAAGGGGCAGCUCCUGCGGCCUGGGGACCUCGGUACACUCCCCAAGGCAGAGCCACCCCCUGCACCGCAGUGUAGCCAGCAGGAUGAGCUCACUGAGCGCUUAACCAAAGCCUGGGAAGGCCAGGCAGCUGCCUGGUGGAAAAGACAUCAAGAUCAGACCUCCGGGUCCCAGAGACAAUCCAAGCGGCCCAAGCGCCGGACUCAGCUCUCUAGCACCUUCUCCUCGUUCACAAGCUACAUGGACUCCCCAGAUGCCAGCAGUGCCCCUCACAGCCAAGACCUCUCUAACUCUGAGGCCUGCCCUCAGCCACCCAGGACUCCACCCUCCCAGGAGUUAACGCAGGAGCUGUGGGCCCAAGGUGUGCAGCAUGAACGUCGCCAGACCCUCCGGGACUACAUGGCCAAGCUGCCACUUCAGGACAAUCCAGGACCUGUGGCUACACCGCCCUCCCAGACCUCUAGCCGCCAGACCAGGUCUUUCAGGCAGCAAACACCUGUCCUCUCUGGCUCCCAUCCUCCCCGGAAGAAGCCACGAAUGGGCUUCUGAGUUGGGGAAGCAUGUCUGAGAACCUAGCCUUCAUCCUGGAGCACUGAGCUUACCUAUUCCAGGGCAGAGCCUCUACCUCCCAGUGUGCCCGUGGGAACUUGAGCAGUUUGGAGCCAGGCUGAAGCAAUGGGGAACAAAUCUGUUUUGUAUAUUUGGUGGUAGGUUAUUCCUGAGAGCUGGCUGCAGAGAGAGCCAGGAGACCAUGCACAGGAACUCUGUGUAGCCAUGGCCAAGGGCCAGCCAGCUCUUCUAGCCUGGGGAUCUGCAUAUACUCUCCAGGGUAGAGCUACCCCUGCACCUCAGUGCAGCAGGGUUGCUAGAAAGGAGGCCAUUGUGUCAGCGUUAGCCUCCUGUCCUUGAAGGUACCUCAGCCCAAGUGCCUCCUGACAUGGCUGUUGUGGGUCAUUUGUGCGACAGUCCACAUAGGUUCAAUAGGGGUUGACGCUUUGACUCUGGGACUGAAUAAACUUGUCCACUGCCUUGA